CUCUCGGGAUCGUCACCGUCGUCCUCCUCAAGCCCAACAACUCUCCGCGAUGGCCAUCAAGAUCGUCAAAAAGCGCACCACCAAAUUCAAGCGUCACCAGUCUGACCGUUACCACGGUGUGAAGGAGGCAUGGAGGAAGCCCAAGGGUAUUGAUAACAGGGUCAGGCGUCGCUUCAAGGGCCAAACGCCCAUGCCCAAGAUUGGUUAUGGCAGCAACAAAAAGACACGCCAUCUACUUCCCAACGGUCUCAAGAAAUUCCUUGUGAACAACGUCCGGGAGGUUGAUCUUUUACUUAUGCACAACAAAACUUUUGCUGCUGAAAUCGCUCACGGCGUGAGCAGCCGAAACCGCACUACUAUCCUCGAACGUGCGAAGGUGCUCGGCAUCAAGGUCACAAACCCUGCCGCUCGUCUGAGGUCGGAGGAGUAGAUUAUCACUUUUAUCAAUGCAUUCCAUUCCAUUCCACACAUGACAUGUAAUUCCACAUAUGCUGAUGUCUAUGCGACCAUCUUUUGGGCUG
Laccaria bicolor S238N-H82 is the source of this 521-nucleotide messenger RNA. RefSeq names its product 60S ribosomal protein L32. Gene Ontology annotation, biological process: translation. The record is from RefSeq and is a predicted model, not a curated record. Gene Ontology annotation, cellular component: cytosolic large ribosomal subunit; ribosome. The transcript is spliced from 6 exons. Gene Ontology annotation, molecular function: structural constituent of ribosome. NCBI's taxonomy places the organism in Eukaryota, Fungi, Basidiomycota, Agaricomycetes, Agaricales, Hydnangiaceae. The coding region runs from base 50 to 430 and encodes 126 amino acids.